This is a messenger RNA of Plasmodium reichenowi, 1332 nucleotides long. RefSeq lists its product as hypothetical. Gene Ontology annotation, biological process: protein localization to mitotic spindle pole body; microtubule anchoring at mitotic spindle pole body; mitotic sister chromatid segregation. NCBI's taxonomy places the organism in Eukaryota, Apicomplexa, Aconoidasida, Haemosporida, Plasmodiidae. The transcript has 12 exons. Gene Ontology annotation, cellular component: mitotic spindle; MWP complex; microtubule organizing center. The record is from RefSeq and is a predicted model, not a curated record. Gene Ontology annotation, molecular function: protein binding. The coding region runs from base 1 to 1332 and encodes 443 amino acids.
AUGAAAAGUGUUGACAUUAUUAAAUGUGAUAUGUGUUUCUUUUCACAUGAUGGUUUAUUUUUAAUAUACACAAUUAUAAAUAAGAUAUUUGUAAUACAAGUAAAAAAUUUUGAAAUGUAUAGAAUAUAUGUAGAAAGUUAUAAAAUAGAUGAUAUUAAAUUAUCAAGUGAUAAUAUUCAUUUUCUUACGUUAAUAAAAAAUAAAGGAUGUGUGUGUAUUUAUUCUUUUUAUAAAAAUAAUUUAAUAAAUAAAAUAUGCGAUUAUUUUCAAACCUAUGACCAUUCGUUUUUCUUAUCGAAAAAUAAUAACAUUGGUAUAGUAAAAUAUGAAAAGAAAUGCUUAACCAUAUAUAAUAUGAAUAAUCCAGAAAAAUGCUUAAUAAACAUAGAAAAUAUUAAGUAUCAAAAUAAAGGAUAUUGCUCAAAUUAUAUAAAUACUAUAUUUGCUUGUUUGGUUGAAAAUAAGAAAGAUAUAAACAUUUUAUUGUUGUCCUUAUAUAAUUAUACUAUUAUAAAAAUUAUUAAAUGUAUCAACUUUUUUCCGAAUGACAUAUUAUUUAGUAAAUCUGAUCACAUAAUAGCCUACAGCAAUAAAAACAAAUCAUUACAUAUAUAUAGUGCUGAUGGGGACCUGUUAUAUGUCUAUAAGUAUGCUGAAGAUUUGGGAGGCAUUAAUGUUGUAUCUAUAAAUGAAAUGAAAAAUACACUUUCCUUAGGAUUAGAAAAUGGAUAUGUGAAAAUUUUGUGUCUGGAAAAUUUUAAAGAAAUCAAGUUUUUCUUUUUGGAUAACACACUGCAAAUGAAUGACAAGCUUAACAUAUAUAAAGAAAAUAUUUCAUCAAAAAAUCAUAUUAAUGACAUCCUUUCGACAAAAAGGAAAAAAAAUGAACACUUUUCAUUUUAUACAAAUGUGUCGGAAGGUAUAAAAGAAGGAGAAUACAAACUAAAGCGUGAAAAGGGCCCUGUUGAAGUUAGCACAAAAGUAGGAAUAACAUUUUUAUCCUUUAGUAUAUGUGGAAAUUAUUUAUCUGUAUUAAACGAAAACCAUAACAAUGUGGUGAGGAUAUACGAAACAAAAAAUUAUUCAUGUAUAGCAAUAUUACAUCAAAAAAAUAAAGUGACCUUUAUACAGUGGGAUAAUAUAUUGUAUAAACCGAGGCUUUUAAUAUGUACAUGUACAUGUUACUUGUUUAUGUGGCUACCUUUUGAAUGUUAUGUAAUUAAAAUAUCGAAUGACUUUGUGUGUAAAGAAGCAGAAUGGAAUAAUGAUGGAACCUUGCUACUAACCAAAAAUGAUAAUAGUCUAGCAUUAUUUUAUCCAAGAAAAAAAUAA